Dendroctonus ponderosae (mountain pine beetle) is the source of this 7569-nucleotide messenger RNA. It is a transcript of the gene Mhcl, whose product is annotated as unconventional myosin-XVIIIa. Bases 233 to 6436 code for a protein of 2067 amino acids. The transcript is spliced from 30 exons. Gene Ontology annotation, cellular component: myosin complex. Gene Ontology annotation, molecular function: ATP binding; cytoskeletal motor activity; protein binding. The record is from RefSeq and is a predicted model, not a curated record. NCBI's taxonomy places the organism in Eukaryota, Metazoa, Arthropoda, Insecta, Coleoptera, Curculionidae.
AAAAUGAAAUAGUUGAACGACCAAUGUUUUAGUGGGUGCGCGUAUGUGAGUAUUGGACUGUCAAAAUAGACCGAAAAAGGCGAUUUUUUCGAGUUUUCCACAUUUGGGAUUGGUUUGUUUAUUUGUGAAAGAUCAUGUACAGUGCAGUGAAGUGUUUUUAAGUGGCCCCAGGAUUUUAAUAUCAGUAGUAAUUCAGGAAUUUGCUAAUUUGAGUUUCAGUUAAGCCGACAUCAUGUUCAAGAGUUUUAUAAAGGGUGUGACUUCCGACCGCGAUGACAAAGAUAAACGGAAGCGAGAUAAGAAGGAUCGCAAAGAUAAACAAAAAAUGGACCGGGGCAGUUUGUCGGCCGAAGAUCUUUUGAGAUUAGAGGUUCGACGGUCUCUGAAAAUCCGUGGUCGGCGUAAAGAUAAGGAGAAACUUCCAUCAGGCAUCACAGCAGACUACACUGCCGAUUUUCUGGCGAGCCUGGAACGAACAUCAGAAUCCCCACUUAUACCCGGAUCUCCAAAUCAAUCAAACAACUUUGAAGGGGGUUACACCCAAUCAGAUAGUUCGGAAACUAGUCUAAAUUCAUUAAACCAAAAAAAUCUACCACCGUUACCUCCAAAGCCUCCCAAAAGGGGGAUUCUCAAGACACCAAGAGUUACCUUAACCCAGGAUACCAGUCCAAGUACUGUCAAUGGUCACAAAGAGGACCAAUCUAGUCACAAUGGGCACGACACAAUUGAUCAUGUGAAUUUAGUCAGAAAUACGUUGCAGAAUGAACUGAUAACGUAUCAAAAUGUACCUGGCCACAAUGGGUUUGAUAUAAGAAGUAUGAGUAGUCAGUUGCUGGUUAUUACAUCAACUUCCCCAAGUGCAGAUAGUUUGACUGACACUACGAAUAGUUCAUUUGCCACUCCACCGUUUUCAUUGAGCCCUGUAGGAGAAUCACAAGGAUUUCAUAGAUGGUCCAGAACUUCAAACUUCGAUGAAAUCAAUCUACCUCUUCCCAAUAUUAUACCCAUAGUUCUUCCGAAACCAAGAACACUUGUAGUUCAACGACAGAAGCCGCCCAGAAGUGAUUUCGGUUUUUCACUGAGACGGGCCAUGGUGUUGGAACGGUCGGGAAAUAAUUCAUUAGAAGGUGGCGUUAGCAUGCGAGCUGUGAUAUUCGCGGAACCUGGGGCGAUGGUUCAACAUCAUAAUGAGACCGGCUUAUUACCUGGUGACAAACUGUUAGAAGUUAACGGAGUAACUGUUGAAAAUCGUGCAAGGGAGGAAAUCAUUGAUAUGAUUAAGGCAUCAGGAGACAGUGUCACGUUGAAGGUUCAACCUGUAGCUGAGUUAAGCGAACUUAGUCGAAGAUCUGCUCAUGAUGGUGGAGAAAUCGACUUGGAUGACUCAAACAUUAGAGGAGGCACUCUAAAGCGAUCUGGCAGUAGAAGGUUUAACAAGUCCACGACGGCAAAAACGGAAGAACAUCUACAGAAAGAAAAACAAUGGCUGGAUGCAGAAAGGGUGUGGCUAAUGCAUAGAGGUGGCUUUGCCGCGGCCAGAAAAGAGUUUGAUCCGAAUUCCGAUCCGGGAAAGAUCACAAUCAAGCUGGAACAGUCUGGAGAUAUUCUGCUGGUGGAUGAAGAUGAUAUCGAAAAGGCCAAUCCUCCCCAAUUUGACCGAGCAGAAGAUUUAGCAGCUUUGAGACACUUAAAUGAGUCCAGUGUGCUACACACCUUACGUCAACGGUAUGCGACCAAUUUGAUUCACACUUAUGCUGGAUGCAGAACCCUCUUAGUGAUCAAUCCGAUGGCUCCUUUGGCCAUAUAUUCGGAGAAGGUGGUUGCACUUUUCAAAGGUUGCAAGUCAGAAGAUAUGCCGCCUCAUAUCUAUUCAAUGGCUCAGUCGGCCUAUCAUAACAUGCAAUCAAGUCGCAGGGAUCAAUCCUUGGUAUUCCUUGGUCGAUCCGGAGCUGGAAAAACGUCGAAUUUUCGUCACUGUGUCCAGUAUCUAGUGACUGCCGCAGGUACUGCCAACAAUGUGCUUAACUUAGAAAAGUUGACCGCCAUGUGGACUGUAUUGGAAAGUUUUGGCAACUGCAAAACUGUGAUGAACACAAAUGCAACCCGAUUCACCCAGAUUUUCAGCGUGGAUUUUGAUCAGGGUGGUGCUAUAUCAUCGGCAAGUAUUCAGAUCCUUCUCCUAGAAAAGAGCAGAAUUGCGAAAAAAAUUGAUGGAGAAUCGACUUUUCAUAUCAUGAACCGUCUGCUUUGCGGUGUUGAAGGCUCAUUACGCAAAGAACUGUUUCUCGAUAGCAUAUCUGGAAAUGAGAAUAAUUUAUUAAUGCAUUUGCUGCAAAAACAUGAAGACAAGCAGAGAGCCCAGCAGGAAUUCAUCAAAACCUGUAUGGCAUUGCAGGCUUUAGGCAUUUCGAAUGGUGAACAGAAAGUGAUUUUCUCAGUCUUGGCAGCCAUUUUUCAUUUGGGUUGUGCAGGAGCUGUUAAAGCUGGCAAUAACAACAGAUAUCAAUUCAGCAGUCCUCAGAGUGCUCAACGCGCAGCUACACUUUUGGGAACCUCAGUUGAAGAACUAUCGAGAGUUAUUUUCGGACUAUCUUCGGGAGGAAUGGUGACUCCUAAUCAACCAAGAGCUCCUUUCCGGACUCCGUCGCCAACUGAUAAAGGGUUGGAGAGGGAGGCAGUUGGAAUAGAAGCUGUGGAAGGAAUCGUUAUGGGACUUUAUUCCGAAGUUUUCAACUGCGUGGCGAACUUAAUUAACAGAGCAAUAUCUGCUAGUACUCACACCACAACUUCGAUCUUGCUUGUUGAUGCCCCAGGGUUUCAAAAUCCCGCCACUUGUGGACGACAAACUGGCGCUUUGUUUGAGGAUUUGUGCCAUAAUUAUCUUCAAGAGAGAUUGCAGCUUCUCUUCCAUCAUACUAAUCUAGUUGCACCCAAAGAUCGGUAUCUUCAAGAAAAUAUUGACUUUACUUACGACGAAAAUGAGAAUGAAAAUUUAAUUAAUCCACUGCCUUUGGUCAAUCUUUUGGACAAGACUGCUCAAAAUACCGUUAUACGCACUUCACAGACUGACUUGCAUGAGGCAGAUAGAAGAGGGCUGCUGUGGUUGUUGGACGAAGAAGCAAUUUAUCCCGGAAGCACUGACGACUCCUUCCUUGAACGCGUAUUUAGCCAUUAUGGCGACAGAGAUCAUCAGCUGCUGCUUCGAAAAGCACCGGGAAAUAACCAGUUCAUUUUACAACAUUUGCAGGGGACAAAUCCAGUACUUUACAGUGCCAAAGGAUGGCUGAAGCAAAGUAGGGAAAAUCCGGUGUCUAGAGCGGCCGUCGCCAUUCUUCAGGAGAGCUGCAAAGAGGAUAUUAGUAAACUCUUCGUAGCUGUACGAGGAUUAGGCGCAUCUUGCUUCAGUGGUUCUGUCGUUGGACUGGAUGGUUCCCAGUCGUUACGCCGAGCUUCCAGUAUUAGAAGAACUUUUACUGGCGGUACCGCCGCUAUAAAAAGGAAAAGCAUUUGUCUUCAGACAAAAUUUACCAUCGAUGGAUUGGUUGAGACACUACGAAGAACGAAAUUGCGAUUCGUUCAGUGCAUCCUUCCUCAACACAAUGCUGGAUUGAGUGACAGCAACGGAGCUUUAAUCAAUAUUAAAUCUCCAACUGGGAAUACUGAAGAUAGUUUGCUUAAUAUACCGCUUUUACGAUCACAGAUUCGUGGAGGUCAAAUACUGGAUUCUGUGCGUCUAUACAAGCAAGGCUACCCGACAAUUUUACCACUGGGCGAGUUCCGAAGGAAAUUCAGUAUUCUGGCUGGUGAAAAUAAAAUAUCUAGUCCAGAGUUGGAUGAACGAAAAGCGGUCGAAGAUAUGCUGUUGGCAAUUGACCUGGAAUUGUCCAGCUACCGCGUCGGAUUGAGUCAAAUCUUUUUCCGCACUGGUGUUGUUUCGCAGCUAGAAGCUCAGCGCGAUGAACGGCUGGCUGGUGUUGUAAUAUCUCUUCAAGCCCAUUGUAGAGGGUAUUUGGCUCGCAGAAAGUUGCAGCAGAAGAAAUUGCAAGAUCUGGCUGUGAGAUGCAUUCAGAGAAAUGUGAGAAAGUUUAUGCUGGUGCGAGAUUGGCCUUGGUGGAGGCUCCUGAUUCGAGUCACUCCGCUGCUAAAUGUUCAUCGUACCGAAGAGGAGCUAAGAGCGAAAACGGCUGAACUUGAAGCGCUGAAAACAAAACUUCACAAAAUUGACACUGAAAGGACAUCCUUGAAGAACGACAAUGACCUAUUAGAAGCCAAGUUGAGCGAGAUGACUGCGGAUUUGGCUGAAGAACACUCAACAGCUACUUUGGCAGCUGAGAGGCUUGAUGCAGAAACUUCAGAAAGAAUGCGUUUGGAAAAAGAAUUAUCGGAGACCAAACACAAGAACAAAGAACUACAGCAGUCUUCUGAACGGUUGGAAAUGGAACUACUCUACGCUAAAUCGGAUUUGAAUGGAAUUUGCGAAGAAGAUGAAGACGGAAGCGAAGGUGACGGGGUCUAUAAGCAGCGAUACGAAAGAGCCCUUAAAGAACUCGAAUUUACUAAAAGGAGAUUGCAGCAACAACAUGAAGAUGAUUUAGAACAACUUGUGGGCCUGAAGAAGCAACUAGAAAAGAAGCUAGCUGAUGCCUAUGAAGAAGUUGAGGAACAACGACAAGUGGUUGGAACUUGGAAGAGAAAAGUGCAAAAACUGAACGGCGAAAUGAACGACUUGAAGUUACUAUUAGAGGAACAGAGCAGUAGAAACAAUCUUUUGGAGAAAAAGCAAAGGAAAUACGAUUCAGAAGCUGCUAUGUUGCAUGACGAACUUAAGAAAGAAAAACACGCCAAAGAUCGACUUUGCCGGGAAAAAGAAGUACUUAUGGCCGAAAAGUUUGCUAUGGAAAGCACAAUCGCUGAUGUUCGACUGGAGUUAGAAUUAAAGGAGGAACGAUUGUCUGCAUUACAACGGGAAUUUGAUGAGAUCACUUGUGGAGGCAAAACGGAAGAGGAAGUGACGACCCUCCGAAAGCAGAAAAUUGACUGUGAAAGACGGUUGCAAGACCAAGAAGAAGAACUUGACGAACUAGCCGGUCAAGUACAGUUGUUGGAACAAGCUAAACUGCGACUGGAAAUGACCCUGGAAUCAAUGAGAAAAGAAGCCAAAAAAGAGUCGCAGAUGAGAGAAGAGGAACUGGAAGAUGCUAGAUGCAACGCGCAAAAGAAAGUUAAAGCGCUGGAACAGCAAUUAGAAAAUGAACAUGAAGAACGUACGACUCUGCUGCGGGAAAAGCACGAGUUGGAAAGAAGGCUUCAAGCAGCUGCAGAUUCUGACAGACAAGAUAGGGCAGGCGAUGAAGCUUUGUUGCAAAGGCUAAAGAGGGAUUUGAAGCGAACCAAGGCUUUAUUGAGAGACACCCAGGCGCAACUGGAAAGACAGAAGGCUGAAACUCCAGGCAAAAAUAUGAUCAGACAGUUAAGGAACCAAUUAGAAGACUUGGAGUGUGCCCGUGCAAUUGCCGCUAAAACUAAACAGAGUUUGGAACACGAAUUAUCCGAAAUGCAAGGGCUCUUGGAGGAUGCCCAUAAGCAAAAGUCGGAUGCUGAAGACAGAGCCAAUGGACUACUGCGCGAAAAAUCUGAUAUUCAGACCCAAUUGGAAGAAAAUGAAGAGGAAUUGGCUGAGGUUUUGAAGAAAUAUAAAGCUGCAGUUCAACAGAUGUCAGUUGAUCAAAUGGCGUUGCAAGAACAGGUGUCAAUAGUAUCGGAACUGGAAGUGGAAAGAAACCAUUUGAAAGAACAGCUUGCGGAAUUAUCGACAAGAUUGGAAAGUGCUGAGAGCAUGGGUGGUGCAUCUUCAAAUCUGCUUUAUAAAAGAUCCGAGCUCAAAGUUAAGGAAUUAGAAUCCAAGUUGGAACUGGAACAAACCACGAGGUCGAGAUUAGAAGUACAAAUUGCACGCUUGAAGGAAACAGUUGAAAAAUUGCAAACUGACAUAACGGCUUCCCGAGUAAAAGAGCAACAGGCCCAAGACCAAGUUCGCAAAUUGCAAAGACAUGUUCGAGAAAUCAAAGAAGAACUUAAUAAAAGUCUAGCCAAAGAAUCGGAAGUCAUUAUUAAGAAGAAAGAGUUGGAGAAACGUUGUGAAACUUUGGAAGCCGAAUCGUCAACCGCUCGGGCAGAUUUGCGAUUAGCUUUGAAAAGAAUAGAAGAUCUUCAGUCUGCUAUACAAGGAGAGUUAGAGGACAGCAUUUCGAACGAGUCAGACAGUGACGAAGACAGCUACGGUUCAGACGAAUCAGUGAACACUUUCCUGGCCAAUCACAAAGUGGGUUCACCCGUCAAAAGCGAAAAAUCUAUUGCAAACGAUGUUCGAAGAUUAUCAUCAACUAGUCGCUCCAGUACUUCGAGCAAUUUAGGAAAAGACUCGUCGUAUGCCUGAGUGAAGGAGUCCCUCUGCAAAACGAUAUCGAUGACGUUUUGCAUGCGAGAGGCAACUACAGAGGACAAUGUUGUGGUUGAAUUCGUCUAGUAGAAAUCGAAUAUUUCUCCACAUUCACAUCUGAAAGGUUUGUUACCAUUACAGCCAUUUUUACUACUGUCAGGCAUUUAAAAUUUCACAUUGCGACUACUUUGUAUCAAACAUCAGUGGUUAUACCUAAAUUCUUAUCGUUAAGCUAGAAUCUUUAUGCAAUAAUGCUAGUGACGCCUCAUAUUAUAAACCAACAAAUCAGGUAUAAAUGUAAAUCAAUUAUACUAUUUCUAUCAGCUAUAUAGCUGGCAUAUUCAGCGAAGCUGCUAGUGACUAGGUGCCUAACAAUUAUUUCUUAUGAGGUUUUAUAUAACAGGCUUUUUAAAAUUUGUAUUUGAUACUAUUUUAAGCAUAUAGAGCAAGCAAAUAUUUAGAUACUUAACAUGUAACGCGUUUACAAAAUUUUAUUUUACUGCUUAAUGUAAUUUUCAAUUUUUAUACAGUUUAGUGUUGAAUAAAUAAUAGUGGCUAUAUUAUUUACAUCCAAUCGAAUUGUAUAUUCGUAGUAACUUUUCUUAUAUUACUUCAAGUUAAAAUCCUACAGAUUUUUAGACUUAUUUUAUAAACUUAAUACUAUGAAAAGACUGAUGAGUUAAAGCACUAGAAAGAAGAUAGUUAAUUUAUUGUUGAUUUGAUUGUAAACGGAAACGUUGAAGAACGCAUCGCCUUGAUAGCACGGUAACCACUUAGGAGUUUUCAACAGUGGUGAAAAUAUCAUUCUUCCAAUAGGCAAAAAUCAAAUAUUCACGUAGGGAAAUGUAGUUGCAGAGCACGACUAAACUUCUAUAUUAGUUGUAAAGUGUUAUAAAUGUAUUAAUUUAAUUAAAAAAUAGAUUCACCAUAUCGGUUUUUUUAAAUGAUUUUAUUUAGUUAGUGUAUAUAGAUUAACUGCCUGUAUUUUUUGUGAAUAGCUAGAACAUAAUUUAUAAUGGAAACUUUUGUAUUAAAAUAGAGUGUACCUAUCUUAAGAUUGGAUAUGCUUAAAUCAUACUUGUAUAGAUAAGUUUAAUGUUGUGAAAUAUAAUUACAGUUUAUCAAUUUAA